AUGUAUCCCCGGGACAGGAAGCACAUCUCGGGGAAGGCCUGGCGUCUAGUUGUGCCAGGAGCUGUUCCCUCUCAUCUCUGUUGGCUAUUUCCUUAUCCGCUGCUGCUGGUUUGUGCUGCGGAGAAGGAGUGGGUAUGCGUGCCGCGUCUCACAUGCGCCACGGUGCUUGAACACCCCACCCGGUCACUCACCUACCGAGCACCGCCACCCUCUGAGCUGCACACUUCAAAGGAUGGCGCUCCAGAGGGUGAGGUCCCGCCAAUCCACUGCCCCGUGUGCCUGGAGGCCUGGAACACACAGGACCGCCUCCCAAAGUUCCUCACCUGCCACCAUAGCGUGUGUGUCACCUGCGCGGGGCGUCUGCAGCGGCCCGUCCCCCAAGCACCCUCCGGUAGACGGGCCGCGCAGUCUCCUUCAACUCCCACCUCCCCUCUGGCGCGUCUCAUUGCCAAUAGAAUCUCCACCGUCAGCAUCCCAGAGUCCAAGUGCGAGGAGACGUUCCAUGUAAGGUGUCCGCUGUGCCGCACCUCCACCCCCGUGCAGGAUCCCGCCGCCCUGCAGACUAACUUUUACUUGUGGGGACUCCUGCGCCCCCCGUCUCUGCCCAGGCUGGUGCUGUGGUGUGAGACCUGCAGCAGGGUGGCCUCGCCCGACUGUACUGACCACAACCUUCGUCCUUACCCCGAAAAGCUGCGGCUGCUUCAGGAGGAGCUUGUAGAGAGGGCAGACGAGGCGAAGAGGUGGACGCAGAGUCGAGCAGGGGAGUACCGGCGGCAGGUAGAGGUAUACCGCUGGUUGUGCGGGCUGCUGCGUCACGCCCACGGCCGCGUGCUAGACUCCCUCAACCACGCCCAGCGCACCCACCGACGUCUACACCACCACAAUCAGGAAGUACAGGCUAUGGUAAAGCGUGGUGAGGCGUUGCAGAAGUCCCAGGAUGCGGAGGAGCAGGUGGUGGAGCAGCUGGUGCGGGCGGUGGAGGAAGUGGAAGAGCGGCACCGUACCGUUGCGGGCGAGGCGGACUUCGUGGAGCUGCUGCAGAUGUUCCCCGUCAUGUCCUCGCACAAAGGCCCCCGCGGGUAUGGCCACGCCCGUGUUGUGCUUGAGGCUAAUGACUCUGUGAUGCUGUCAUUCAGCGGGGAGGAGGAGUGGCACAAAGACAUGGUGGAGUCAAGGCGAGGCAGCGGAACCAAGGACCGCUCCAGCUCCCUCAGUGACGGUACGCGCAGGAGGCCUUCGUCGCGACAGAUGAUUCGGUCCCGCUCCCUCCUGCACACCAAGGGAAGGGCUGACCACCUGGACCCUGGGGAUGCAAGUGACCACCUAGCGUCGCGUACCAGCACGCCCACCAGUCGACGCUCCGCUUUGGGGGUGUUCGAUAACAGUGACGUGUAUGAGGAGGAGGCGUCCCUCUCACUCCCCAGCGCUGUCGCCUCCACGCCACAGCCUCCGCGUAACAAAAAGUCCCUUGUGAGUAAAGAGUCAGGUCCUCCUCCGUCAGACUUACCUUCGGGGCCCUACGACGACAGUGCUGGAUGUAGACGAGGAGAUUCAGACGAAGAGCACAUUCGACUUCAAAGACCAAGAGCCCAGCGAGGACGAGGGCCACGUCGCCGCCGACAAGACAGAAACAGCCGCCCCGCUGGACACCGCCGAGGGGUACAAAGCUUGUGUUCCCUGAUGUGAGGACUGGAACUCGUCGUGUGCUUCAAUAAUAGUACUAGAGAGAGAGAGAGAGAGAGAGAGAGAGAGAGAGAGGGGUAUAUCAACUCAUGGUGUUGAGGUUCAUAAAUACCAAGUGUUCCCAGCGUGUUCCUUCUGAGUUCAUCAUUUUUGACUGAAGUCUCGGCGAUAAGAGACACGUUUUAUCAGAUAGGCAAGCAGAUUAUCAAGAAAGGACUAGAGUAACAUAGGAAAUAAUAAUAACAACAAACACUUGAAUAGUUUAUAAGAAAAAGUGAUAGUGGUGGAAGAAAGAGAAAACAAUUAAGACAACAGCAGGACAAGGAAGGCACCACAAACUUACCAUUCACACGCAUGACCAGCUCGGCCCUCGGUGAUGUCUCGUGGUUAACCGUACUAGUAUUGAUGAUGAUGAUGAUGAUGAUAGUAACAAUAAUGAUAAUAAUAAUGAUAAUAAUAAUAAUAAUAAUAAUGAUAAUAAUAAUAAUAAUAAUAGGGAUGAUGAUAAUAAUUGUAAUAACUAUGAUGUACAUGUACAUGACAAUGAAAUACACAAGGUUAUUGAAA
Portunus trituberculatus (swimming crab) is the source of this 2250-nucleotide messenger RNA. RefSeq lists its product as uncharacterized. Gene Ontology annotation, molecular function: ubiquitin protein ligase activity. The transcript is spliced from 6 exons. The record is from RefSeq and is a predicted model, not a curated record. The coding region runs from base 1 to 1686 and encodes 561 amino acids. Gene Ontology annotation, biological process: protein ubiquitination. Lineage: Eukaryota; Metazoa; Arthropoda; Malacostraca; Decapoda; Portunidae.